CUGAUAUUUCCAUGCGACUAUGUGUGUUCAGAAAAUAUAAUUUUUUUUGCAUGCUCCGCUUAAAGUUUUUGCCUGUUUUUCGGACUUACAUUUUCAAUAUCCACGGUUCCUGUUCUUGUUUAAAUAUCUGAAGCGCUGAAUUUAUGAAGAUGCAACAAUCACAGCGCGUGCUGCUGUAGUCUGAUACACUGCUCAUAUCUGACACUUCUGCUCAGUGCUUGCUUUGAGGGAUGUGGCGGGAGCUUGAGUUUCUGCAUGAAGCUACUGGAGAAACCCUCGCAAAUUAUCUCAUAACCUUAACUUGACAUAUCUUAGUGAAUCUGUGAAGAUGGUGAACGCUCGUGCGCUCGUUAUUCUGACCUUCAUCUGCAGUUUGACAGACGCGGCCAAACUCAAUAUACCUAAAGUUUUAUUACCUCUUGCCAGAAGCACGAAGAUUAAUUUUACACUGGAAGCAACUGAAGGAUGUUAUCGAUGGUCGUCUAACAGGCCGGAGGUGGCCAGUAUAGAGGCAGUGGAUGUGGAUGAGCGUCAGUGCUCUCAUAAAGCAGUUCUGCAGGCGCGCUCCACUCAGCCGUCCAGACUCACCAGCAUCAUACUCGCCGAGGACAUCUGUGAGUGCCGCUGACUGCUGCUUUUUUUACUCCCUAAUAUCGGUAUCGGCCCCACCCAGAUCGAGUCCACCACGCGAGAGCUUCAUCUGGAGGAUUCGCCGCUGGAGCUGAAGAUCCAUGCGCUGGAUUCAGAGGGAAACACCUUCAGUACUCUUGCCAGUCUGCUGUUUGAGUGGACUGUAGUGAAGGACGCUGAGAUGGCAGGCUUCCCCGACUCCUACAACACCCUGCGGGUGCUGAGGUUUGCGGAGUCGGCCUACACUCCUCCUGCGUAUAUUUCUGAGAUGGAGCGAGUGGGACAUCAGGGAGAUACCAUCCUAGUUUCAGGAAUCAAAACCGGCCAUGCCAAACUCAAAGCCAAAAUACAAGAAGCAAUCUACAAGGAUGUUGGUGCUGCUGAAGUCAGAUUGCUGAUUCUGGAAAACAUCCUUCUGAGUCCUGCAUAUGACGUUUAUCUGCUUGCUGGCACCUCCAUCCAAUACAAAGUCCAGAAAAUUCGGCAAGGAAAGAUUACAGAGCUGUCCAUGCCCUGCGAUCAGUAUGAGCUUCUCCUUCAGAACAGGGUGGUGGCCCCUCACGGAAACCCAGAUGCCCCUGUGGCAAACCUGGACCGGAGCAGCUCGACCGUGUUUGCCCUUCAGCAGGGACACACCAACAUCGUGCUGGACCACAAGAGUCUGGGGAUGCAGGGCGCUUCCCGACUUCCCAACAGCACCAUCUAUGUCGUGGAGCCUGGAUACUUGGCAUUCAAGAUUCAUCCUGAGGAUCGCUGGGUCCUUGAGACGGGGAGGAAAUAUGAGAUCUUCAUUGAAGUGUUUGAUAAGUCAGGUCACAAGAUUUACCUGUCUGAUAAUAUCCGUAUAGAAACCACGUUCCCUACAGAGUACUUUGAGGUUCUGGACUCGUCUGUUAAUGGAUCUUAUCACCAUGUGAAAGCUUUGAAGCGCGGUCAGACCAUCAUUGAUGGCACGCUGGAAGCGGUUGUUGAUCAAACAGGAAGUGUCCACGCGCUCUCUGUUCCUGUGCGUAAUGAGCAGGAUGUGGAGAUCUACGACCCCAUCGUCCUCGCUCCCGCCAUCCUCACAUUCCCAUGGCAGCCUAAAGAGGGAGCGUACCAGUACACCAUCAAGGCGACUGGGGGAAGUGGCAACUUCAGCUGGUCGUCCACUAACUCAGCAGUCGCCACAGUCACAGUGAGAGGCGUGAUGACCACGGUCAGAGAUGUUGGAGUCAGUGUGAUUUACGCCCAUGACAUGAGAAACCCGCUGCACUACGGAGACAUGAAGGUGUAUGUGAUCGAGCCGGUGGGGAUGGAGUUCAGCCCGUGUGUGGUGGAGGCCUGCGAGGGCUUGAGUCUGGACCUGCCGCUGCGAAUCUUCGGUCAGCUGGCCGGAGAGAGAGUGACCCUCAGUGACUGCUCUCACUUUGACAUGCAGGUGGACAUGGAGAGUCACGGCGUCUUUCAGCUGCUGGAGGGUCGACUUCCCCCAGGUCAGGGCCACUGCAGCGGGGUCAGAGUUAAGGCCUUGACCCCUGGUUACACCAACCUAUUGGUUAGCUACACCCAUAGUAAUGUUCACCUCAGCGCAAAGAUCACCAUUGCUGCCUACCCCCCUCUCAGGCCGAUUGACCCCGUGUCUGUGGCAGUGGUGACGUUAGGCUCCUCUAAAGACAUGACGUUUGAAGGAGGCCCCCGGCCCUGGAUCCUAGAGCCCUCCAAGUUCUUCAGAAACCUGACGGCUGAGGACCACAGCAGCGUCGCGCUGUCUCUGUACGGACCCGCCUCGCGUACAUACUCCAGACAUUUGGUCAGAGCCACAUGCAGAGCUCUGGGAGAACAGGUCUUAGCAGUGACGGUUGGAAACCAGCCCACCGUGACGAACCCCUUCCCUGCUGUGGAGCCGGCUGUGGUGAAGUUUGUGUGCGCACCUCCGUCACGUCUCACACUGACGCCCAUCUACCUGAACCCUCAGCUGGAUGUGUCCUGCCCUCUGCUGCAGCAGAACAAACAAGUGGUGCCUGUUUCCAAUUAUCACAACCCAGAGCUGGAUGUGGCGGCCUUUGACCAGCAGGGCAGGAAGUUUGAUAACUUCAGCUCUUUGAGUGUGAUCUGGGAGUCCUCCAAAGUUUCCCUGGCGAGCAUCGAACCAACCAUGCCCAUGCAGCUACACAUACAUGAGGACGACAACAAACAGCAAAAACUCCACGGUCAUCAGACGGUUCUCGUCCAUCGUGAAUCAGGCGUGGCAGCCAUCACUGUGACCGCAGUCGGCUAUCAAACGUCCCAUCUAGAGGCAGCAGCCGUUCUGAGUGGAUUUGAUCCUCUGAGCCCCGUCUCCGCCACGCUUGACCUGCUGUUAGUUGAGGACGUGAGGGUGACCCCUGACACCAUUACCAUAUACAACCAUCCCGAUGUGACGGCGGAUCUGAUUCUGCAGCAGGGCUCAGGGUAUUUCUACGUCAAUGCGAGCGUCGGGGGAAUCGCAGACGUCACGUUCCAGGAGUCCCAGGGAAUCGCUCAGGUGGUCCCGGCUCAGGCGGGGGUCUUGCAGGUGAUGGUUCAUGACCUUUGUCUGAACUUCCCUUCUCCUGCUACGGCUACGGUUCACAUCUCUGAUAUUCUGGAGGUUUAUGUGCGUGUGGUCGACAAGGUGGAGAUCGGCAAGUCAGUCAAAGCAUAUGUUCGGGUUUUGGAUGGCAACAAGAAGCCUUUCCUGUCCAGAUAUUUCUCUGUCAUGAACCUGAAGCUGAGAGCUGCGUCCUCCAUUAUAUCCCUGCAAGCUCUGCCCGAUUCUUCAGAAGAAGAUACAGCCACAUUUCUGGUCAAAGGUCUGGUGAUCGGACAAACUAGUGUGUCUGCUGUCGUCAUAGACAAAAAUGGCAGGAAAAUCAGCUCUGCACCCCAGCAGAUUGAAGUAUUUCCUCCCUUCAGGUUGCUGCCCAGAAAAGUCACUCUGAUAGUCGGAGCAAUGAUGCAGAUCACGUCAGAGGGAGGACCACAGCCCCAGUCCAACAUCCUCUUCUCUCUGUCCCACGAGAGCAUCGCCUCUGUCAGCGGUCUGGGGCACGUCAAGGGCCUGUCGGCGGGCAACAUGAGCGUGACCGGCGUGGUUCAGGCGGUCGACACGGAAACGGGCAAACUGGUGGUGGUGUCGAAGGAUCAGGUGGAUGUGGAGGUGGUCCAGCUGAAGGCCAUUAGGAUCCGAGCUCCUAUCACCCGAAUGAAGACGGGAACGCUGAUGCCGGUGUACGUGAUGGGCCUGACCAGCAGCCAGACGCCGUUCUCCUUCGGGAACGCUCUUCCUGGACUGACCUUCCACUGGUCUGUGACUAAGAGAGACGUUCUGGACGUUCACACACGCCAUGCAGAGGCGUCUGUACAGCUCAGCGCUGAGCACAACUUCGCCAUGAGUGUGUUUGGCAGGAGUAAAGGCCGCACAGGACUGAGGGUGGUGGUGAAGACCAGUGUUCCUCUGGCUGGACAUCUGCAGGACAGUGCCCUCGAGCUCCAGGAUGAGAUACAGAUACAGGUUUAUGAGAAACUGCAGCUGUUGAACCCAGAGGUUCAAGCUGAGGAGAUACUGAUGUCCCCAAACUCACUGCUCAAACUCCAAACCAACAGAGAUGGACUGGGCUCCCUGUCCUACCGUGUGCUGGACUGUCCGGACAGAGCUGCUCUCCUUCAGGUGGAUGAUAAAGGUCACCUGACGUCUGGAUCUCUGACAGGAACUGCAUCGCUACAGAUCAGCUCGCAGGAAACAUUCGGCGUCAAUCAAACCAUCAUCAUCGCUGUGAAGGUGGUGACCGUCUCGUACCUGCGUCUGAGCACUAGUCCAGUCGUGUACAUGUCUAACAGAGAGACUGUGUCUGCCAUCCCGCUGGGAGCCGCUCUGACCUUCACCGUUCAUUUCCACGACAGCACGGGAGAAACCUUACACAGCCACAACUCCGCGCUCCGCUUCUCCACCAACAGGGAUGAUUUGGUGCAGGUCGGUAAGGGUUCGAGUAACGGCACGCUGACGGUGCGGACGGUGAAUGUGGGUCUGACUCUGCUGGGGGUCUGGGACUCGGAGCAGGCCGGACUCGCUGAUUUCCUCGCUCUGCCGGUCCAGCAUGCCAUUCAUCCGGCUGGAGCCCAGCGGCUCGUCGUGGGAGACGUUGUGUGCUUUUCUGCACAGUUUGUUAAUCAGGAGGGUGCAUCAGGUGUGUGGAGCUCGUCGUCCAGCGCUCUGCUGGAGAUCGAUCCCAGGACUGGAGCAGCAGUAGCCAGAGACAAGGGCACAGUCACUGUGUACUACGAGAUUCCGGGUCAACUCCGCACCUACAGAGAGGUUCGUAUUGAAGGUGCGUCUAGGACGUCUGUCGUGAUUCCUGCAGUGAAGAAGGACAGAGACCCUAAAGUCCUGAUGUCAACCAGGGACACGGGAAGCAACCUCAUCGGAAGCUGCUCGUCGUCUCAGUCCGACAGCGUGGCUCUGCUCCACCCAGAGUCCUCCGUCAGCUGUCAGCUGCGCUUCACCAGCAGCACCGUGGAUUUCUCUCCUCAUGACGUCUACCACACUCACACGGCCUUCGAUGCCAGCACAGGCUUCUACAGCUGCGCGCUGAGCUUCAAGCCCAUGAGCGAGCAGCAGGUGAAGGUGUUGAGUCUGUCUAUGACGGCGGUGGAGGUGAGGGCCGGCGUGCAGGGCUCUCUCUUCAGCGGAGAGCAGCUCAGCGUCCAGCUGCCUGUCAGUCCAGGGAUCUACGCUGAUCAGACGGACCUCAUCCUGAGCAAUCAGUACCCGUCUGCUGAGCUGACCAUCUACGGCACGCCAGGCGCUCUCCAGCAGCUAGACGUGAAGAGCAGUUCUCCUGCGGUUGUGAUCGAGGAGCAGGAGGUUUCUCUCAGCUUUCCCAGCUUCAUCAGGUAUGCGGUCAGUGUGGAGAGGCCGCAGGGAGCGCUGACGGCGUCCGUGUCUGUGAGCAGCGCGUCCAGUGCUCAGGUGCUGCACAUCCCGGUGUCUGUCAUGCAUCUAGCAGCCAGCAGCUCUUCUGUGCAAGCACAUAUAGUAGAUGGAGCGGACGGGCCCAAUAUUCUUCAGCAGUUCAUCGACUCCUAUCAAGUGAUGUUCUUCACUUUAUUCGCUCUUUUGGCUGCCACUGCUGUUGUCAUCAUCGUGUGCCAUGCACUGUUUUCCCCGAGAGAUCCUGUCAGUCAUCCUGCGUUCAUCCAGAAGACUCCGCCUCCUGCAGGUGUAGCGAAGCUGACUGAAAGCCCCUUCAACAACAGCAUGUCUUCUUCAGACACGAAGGCAAGCCCAAGAUUGCGCUUGUAUUCACCAGACUACAACUCCAGAUAAAGCGUCUCCGCCUGAAGACUGAAGAACGUGCCUGAGCACUGAAUGCAGGAGUGUAAUAAGCGUGCUGAGAGUAUUGCUUACAUGCCUGAAACGAUAGCUUUUUCAUUUGUGUGCUGAAAUGCUGCAUAUCUGAUUGAAUAUGACAGGGCUGCAUAUUGUUUUGUCUGCUUUUUGUUUGAUUAUUUAAACGUUUGACGUGUGUUCUCAUUUAUUAUCAUUAUUUUCAGUAGUCUUUUUCCUCCAAUAGUUUUCAUAGCUUGAGACAUCUUAAUUUUUAGUGAUAUGCAAUGCUGUUUUUUGUUUUUUUUUGUUUUCUGAAGCUCAGGACAACUUUUGAAAUGUAAUGUGAGACUACGGCUCGAUUGUGUAGCAUGUUGAUUUGUGAAAAGUGCAACCACUGAUUCCGUCCAAAGUGCUCUUACAUGUGUUUGCUGUGCAGAAACUAACGGCCAGUCGUUUUGUUUUGUUUUAUGAACAAUAUUAGUUGAUUUGAAUGAUAUGUUGAACUCUUUUGAGUUGAGUGCAGCUUCUUUCAGUUAUUGAUGUGAAUGUUAAAUCGGUUUAAGAGCUUAAUUCAGUUCAGUUGCUUUAGAUUCGAAGGGCUUCUGAAAGGACUGACUGGUGCUCUGUGAAGAUGAAGCAUCAGUCCCUGAUACAUCUGUAACUGUGAGUGUUGAUUUAAGGAUAUGUGACCAUUAUUGACCGAAAAAUGCCUCAGCCUUGUGAGCCUGAAAACACAGUGAAGACUUUUCUAGUAACUGCCUUUGUAAGCAAGAGCCAUAAUGUGACUCAGAACUGCUGCACUGAAUAAAACCAGGAAUUGUGAAUCUGUCAUAAGCUUUGACUUUAAUCUGUAGAUGUAACCACUUCUGAGCCUUUGUCAAUGUGUGUGUGUGCUCUUCUGUCAUUCAUAACUUCCUCAGAAGUUAACAGCUCGUUCCUUUAUGUACUCUGAGCUUUGUGCAGCAUGUUUGUGAUCUAUAAACAUUAAAUACGCU
This is a messenger RNA of Sinocyclocheilus rhinocerous, 6954 nucleotides long. RefSeq names its product nuclear pore membrane glycoprotein 210-like. The transcript is spliced from 40 exons. Gene Ontology annotation, cellular component: nuclear pore. Lineage: Eukaryota; Metazoa; Chordata; Actinopteri; Cypriniformes; Cyprinidae. The record is from RefSeq and is a predicted model, not a curated record.